AUGGAGAGCUUUGACAACAUUUACCUCGACCUCUCAAAGCAGUCCGGCAAGUGUAAGCUUGCAGAGACAGGCUUAGGAUGGCGGCCCGCUGGAGGCGGCGAUACUUUCACACUCGAUAGCAGCAACAUCGGAGCUGCUCAAUGGAGCAAAGCGGCAAAGGGAUUUGAGUUGAAGAUCUUGUCGCGCUCGUCCGGUGUUAUUCAACUCGACGGCUUUGACCAAGAAGACCUCGAGCGAUUGAGCAAGGCAUUCAAGAUUUGGUACGGUAUCAACGUGGAAACCAGAGAGCACGCCCUCCGAGGAUGGAACUGGGGCAAGGCGGAAUUCACCAAGGCCGAGCUAGCUUUCAAUGUCCAGAACCGACCUGCAUUCGAAGUCCCCUACUCCGAAAUCUCGAACACGAACCUUGCGGGUAAAAACGAAGUCGCCGUUGAACUUUCCCUUUCUACCGAUGGAAACGAUGAGAGCUCAAAACCAGCCGGGAGCACAAAGAACCGCGGUCGGAAGGCAGCGGCUGGUCGGGAUGAGCUGGUCGAGAUGCGUUUCUAUAUUCCUGGAACGGCGGUUAAGACAGAGAACGGUAUCAAGGAGGAGAACCCGGAGGAGAAGGAGAAUGGAGAAGAGGGUGGAGAGGAAGGUGGAGAGGAACAGAAUGCUGCGAAUUUGUUCUACGAGCUACUCAUGGAAAAGGCGGAGAUCGGAGAUGUGGCUGGAGAUACCUUUGCUACCUUCUUGGAUGUUCUUCAUCUCACACCCAGAGGUCGAUUCGAUAUCGAUAUGUACGAGGCUUCAUUCCGGUUGCGCGGAAAGACAUACGACUACAAGAUUCAAUAUUCCUCUAUCAAAAAGUUCUUCUUGCUUCCCAAGAACGACGACACCCACACCCUCAUUGUUCUCGGCCUCGAACCUCCGCUCCGUCAGGGUCAGACCCGUUAUCCUUUCCUAGUCAUGCAGUUGAAAUUGGACGAAGAGAUCAGCCUCGAGCUUAACAUGACAGAUGAACUUCUCGACACCCGCUACAAGGACAAGCUAGAGUCCCGCUACGAAGAGCCUAUCCAUCAAGUAAUCACCAAGAUUUUCCGUGGAUUAUCAGGCAAGAAGGUUAUUAUGCCAUCGAAAGACUUUGUCAGCCACCACGGCCACAGCGGAGUCAAAUGCUCUAUCAAGGCCAAUGAAGGUCUCUUAUACUUCCUCGAUAAGAGUUUGAUUUUCGUUCCCAAGCCCGCUACCUACAUUCAGAUUGAGAACGUCGCAGUCGUCACCAUGUCCCGUGUUGGCGGUGCUAUCUCGGCUAGUCGAACGUUCGAUAUCACUGUCAGCUUGAAGUCUGGCAUGGGAGAACACCAGUUCAGCAACAUUAACCGCGAGGAACAACAACCCCUCGAGGCAUUCUUCAAGGCGAAGAACAUCCGCAUCAAGAACGAGAUGUCGGACGACACAAAUGCCCUCAUCGCAGCAGCCCUAGAUAACGACGACAUGAUGUCAAGCGACGACGAAGCCGGUGCGCGCCCCGACCGCGGCUCCGCCGACGAAGACGAAGAGUCCGUGGAUGAGGACUUCCGCGCAGACUCGGACACAGAUGUUGCCGAGGAGUUCGACUCCGCGCACGAGAGUAGCGGUAGUGAUGCUGAGGUGGACGAUGCCUCGGAUGGCGGCGGUGGUGAUGACGAUGGCGAUGUAGAUAUGUCUGACGGUGAACGGCCGAAGAAGAAGUCCAAGGUUGGGAAAUAG
This is a messenger RNA of Aspergillus puulaauensis, 1731 nucleotides long. RefSeq names its product FACT complex subunit POB3 (gene POB3). NCBI's taxonomy places the organism in Eukaryota, Fungi, Ascomycota, Eurotiomycetes, Eurotiales, Aspergillaceae. Gene Ontology annotation, cellular component: FACT complex; nucleus. The transcript has 8 exons. Gene Ontology annotation, molecular function: nucleosome binding; DNA binding; histone binding. The record is from RefSeq and is a predicted model, not a curated record. Bases 1 to 1731 code for a protein of 576 amino acids.